AUGGGAGAUGAUGCAUGGGUGAGUGAGAGUGACUCAGACACUAUUGAUCCUGAUAGUGUUGUGACUGAUGACCUGAAUGAACAAGUUAAGAAUCAAAGGCAGAAAAUAAAGAGAAAAGAAAAACGACAGCUUGCACGUUUAAAAGCAGAGAGGCGGCUUCUGAAACGCAAGGUACCCAAACGUGUCUCACAAAUUGUGAACAAGUUUCCGAACAUAGGAAAGGAUAUAGAAGAAUUUGUCAGAUCCAAUAAAGUAGGCGCAGAUGCAUGGAGGCGCACCGGGGUACUAACAUUUGAUGGUAAUAUCAAAAAAGGCCCAAAAGUCACCUUUCACAGAAUACAAAAACACUUGCAGGAAAAGUAUCAAACAAAGAUUAGUUAUGGAACUGUGGUACAGCUCUGCACUGUAAAAAACAAGCACAGGAUAUCAGCAAAAAGGUAUAAAGGGGUAGCCAAAAUCACAUGCAGAAGAUCAAGGAAAGGCUUUUCUGUCCGGAUGAACCCAGAUGGACAUUGGAAUAAUGCUGUGUACCGAGGACUAGAUAAAUUACAGCUAAAGGAUGGACUUGAUAAGGUGGUACUUAACAGGGAUGAUGCUGCAGGUUUCCGGUUGGACACAACGUACACUCACAAACAGCACAAGGGAGUGCAGUUAGCCAAUGAGCCAGAUUUGACUACACGAACUGAUUUUGUUAAUAGCUAUCCAGCCCAGCUACAAACAUCAUCAUAUCUGUUUAUGGAAACAGAAACAACUCCUAAGAGGUGUGUUGGGAUUGUGAAGCCCCCUGUUAUAUAUGAAAAGUCCCCUUCGCAACACAUGGCUGAUCUUCAAAUGAUCAAAGACAAAGAAGAACUCUCUUCUGUUUUCCAACUCCCGGAUGGUUCCCCUAAAAGUGCCUGGUGUGUAAGAGUUGAUGGUGCUGGAGACGAAGGACCAGGACAUAAAGAAGUUGCCUUUUUAUGGGCAGAGAAACAUCUUAUGGAAAAUCACUAUUUUACAUGUGUAACAUCCAGACACUCAGGAGGGUCAUAUCUGAAUGCUGUUGAACUAAUGAAUGGCUGUCUUGCUGUUGCCCAUUCUAACUUGUUUAUCCCAUCUACACUUGGAGGGGCAGUUAACACAGCUACAGGCUUUAAUGAAACACAGUUAAAACAAAACUUGGACCUUGCAAGUGAUGUUUAUAUUUCAAGAGUCCAAGGGGCACCCUGCGGUGAAGCAAAGAUACAGCUUUUUAAGGGAGCAUGUGACGAAGCUGCAAAAACCCUGGUAGAUAGAAGAAACUUGCUGCUUGUGUACCUAUCAGGAAAAAAAGAAGAAAAGCAAGACUUGAAGAAAAAAAAUCCACAACUCCAUGACCACUUUGAGAGUGUUUCCACAGUCCUUAAACACCAUAAACAUACCCAGCUUCCCUCAAAGUACUUCCUCGCACUAAGCUUGUGCCAUAAACCAGAAUGCCCACACAAAAGGUGUCAAGAAGGGAAAGGGACAACUUAUAGCUGGUACAAAGGAGGCCCUCUUACAACAUACUUCCCCCUACCCGUACAAGAUUUGUCAAAACCCUGGGGGUCAGAGUGCACCAAAUGCAAAGGAAGAUGCAACGGACACUUUCUUGGACCCGAGGAAGCAUAUGAGAAAGUCCAAAAAGCGGAAGGGGUGGUUCACCUUAAUCCACCAAGCACUGUGCUGCAAAAGGCAUACAACGAUGGUGUCAAGGCUAAUUGCAAUCUAAAUCAGAUUCUGGAAGGUGCAGAGGACCUUGCGAAAAAGACCUGCGUUUCUCUAGAUGAAACUACAAUGUGGCUAAAACACCUGGAUGAUGUGCGAUCAAGAAGACGGCAAGGGGCCCAAAAGGCUGCCGGAACGAGGGCAGCAAAAAAAGUUGCAGAAAAAUCCCAGGCCACAACUAGAGGUAGUGAGAGACAAAGGGAAAUGGACUCGAAAAUUUAUCCCGGUUUUCAAGUCUGUUUUGUGAACAAUUUAUCACAGCUGAUAUGUAUUUUAAUUGAUAAAUUUGCCCUUUAG
Messenger RNA from Stylophora pistillata, 2022 nucleotides. RefSeq lists its product as uncharacterized. The record is from RefSeq and is a predicted model, not a curated record. NCBI's taxonomy places the organism in Eukaryota, Metazoa, Cnidaria, Anthozoa, Scleractinia, Pocilloporidae.